GAUUGAGUAAUGGGUAUGUUUAAUUAUAACAAUACAUCAGAAAUUCUUUUUAAGGGCUGCAUUCGUUUCGUUAAACUCGCACAUCUAUUUCGCUACUUAAUUUUAGCCAAAGGCUGAUUGGUAGGCUUGAGGCGAAAAUUGAUUGCGAAACAACUUCUGACCAACCCGUACGCUGUAUUUAUACACAUACUUGCAUAAUGAAGAUUUGGACAUCGGAGCACACAUUUAACCACCCAUGGGAAACGGUUACGCAGGCUGCUUGGCGAAAAUAUCCGAAUCCUAUGACACCAUCUAUAAUUGGCACAGAUGUUGUAGAGCGUAAAGUAGUGGAUGGAGUUUUGCACACGCACCGUCUUGUCCAAUCGAAAUGGUACUUCCCGAAAUGGACACAGUCAUUGAUUGGUACUGCUAAAACAUGUUUCGCAAGUGAACGUUCCACAGUGGACCCGCAGCGAAAACAAAUGGUUCUCAAAACCAUUAACUUAACUUUCUGUAGGCACAUUUCUGUAGAUGAGGUUCUCUAUUAUGAACCACAUCCCACAGAUUCCACUAAAACUCUACUAAAACAGGAGGCAUCUGUUAGUGUGCAAGGUGUUCCAUUAUGCCACUAUAUGGAGGAUAUGCUUACAUCAACAAUCAGUAAGAAUGCUGGCAAAGGUCGUCAGGGACUUGAAUGGGUAAUUGGACGUAUAAAUGAAGAAGUUAAAGGUAUUACCGAAACCGCAGAUGACUUCUUAAUGAAGACGAAACAUUCCCUGGAUGAUAUGACGGAGAGUGCGCGCAAAAGUAUGGAUGAAAUAAGCGCGCAAGCGGCAAAGCAUAUUCGUAUAUAAAAGACAGAUUUAAGUUAAUUGGCGGAUCAAGUAGCAGGGAGCUUUGUUGGAUUUUACGAUGAGUAGUAUAAUGUAAAAACACUAUUGUGAGUAAAGCGAGUAUUUGUUGAGACUUCAUCGUACAAAACGAAAAUAUAAAUAAAAUAUGUAUAUUUGUAAAUAUCGAAAAUAAUUUUCAAUAUUUGCAUAUUUUAUUAGAGACAGAACGAAAUGUGAAAUGAUUAAUAUGCUCCGGCAGAUAAAAAUUAGAUAAUUGCAGCGUACAACAUAUUAUGGAUAGUAUAGUAUGUAUGAGUUCCAAAUAAAAAGACAAAAUCAA
This is a messenger RNA of Anastrepha obliqua, 1152 nucleotides long. It is a transcript of the gene slmo, whose product is annotated as protein slowmo. Gene Ontology annotation, molecular function: phosphatidic acid transfer activity. Gene Ontology annotation, biological process: phospholipid transport. Lineage: Eukaryota; Metazoa; Arthropoda; Insecta; Diptera; Tephritidae. The record is from RefSeq and is a predicted model, not a curated record. Gene Ontology annotation, cellular component: mitochondrial intermembrane space. The coding region runs from base 198 to 833 and encodes 211 amino acids. The transcript is spliced from 2 exons.